Molecule: messenger RNA, 1459 nt
Organism: Labeo rohita (rohu)
Lineage: Eukaryota; Metazoa; Chordata; Actinopteri; Cypriniformes; Cyprinidae
Gene: pargl
Product: poly (ADP-ribose) glycohydrolase, like
Exons: 10
Coding region: 49-1101 (350 amino acids)
Biological process (GO): nucleotide-sugar metabolic process; regulation of DNA repair; ATP generation from poly-ADP-D-ribose
Cellular component (GO): nucleus; cytoplasm
Molecular function (GO): poly(ADP-ribose) glycohydrolase activity
Source: RefSeq, a predicted model, not a curated record
CUCCAGCCCAUCCCUCUCUUGCGACAGCAACAAAACCAGGCCAUAACAAUGUCUCAGCAUCAGAUUUCAUGUCUGUUAGCAAACGCCUUCUUCUGCACCUUCCCUCACAGGAACGACACUAAACCUGGUUCAGAAUACGCCAACUACCCCACCAUUAACUUCAGCAGCCUAUUUGCUGAUGAGAAAGACCCAGCAAAAUUAGCCCAGAAAGCACAGAAACUGAGGGCCAUAUUCCAUUACUUCAACACAGUGACAAAUAAAACUCAUGAUCAAGAUCUAGCAAAACCAGAUGGACUGGUUACUUUUGAAAGGACUAGCAUUCAAAAAUCACAUCUCCCUAAAUGGAAAAAUCAGAAGAAGACUCUGAGGAACCUUCACAUCUCUUCAGCAGGAUCCAUUGAGCAUGAUGGUACCGGCAUGCUGCAGGUGGACUUUGCCAGCAAUUUUAUUGGUGGUGAAGUGCUGGGGUCAGGACUAGCUCAAGAGGAGAUGCUCUUCUACAUGACUCCAGAGCUCAUUGUGGCCAGACUCUUCACAGAGAAACUGGCUGAUAAUGAGUGCCUUAAGAUCACAGGGCCUCAGAUGUACUACUUUACAUCUGGCUACAACAGAACCUUUUCUUGGGUGGGUCCAUACAUUGAUCGCGUGAAGCGGGAUAUAUGGAAGAGACGUUAUCGGCAGAUUGUCGCCAUUGAUGCUCUUGACUUCAAGAACCCGAAGGGUCAGUACACCAAAGACAACAUAAAACGAGAACUCAACAAGGCAUAUGUGGGAUUCCACGGAAACCCAAAAACAGCCAUCGCAACAGGCAACUGGGGCUGUGAUACCUUCAACGGAGAUCCUAAACUCAAAGCUCUCAUCCAGUUGAUGGCUGCCGCAGUGGCUGAACGAGACAUGGCUUACUUCACCGCUGGCAAUAAAGAACUUGCAAAAGAAUUACAAAGCAUGCAUGAGGCACUGACCAGAAACAAUGUGACCGUGGAUAAACUGUACAAGUGGCUGAAGAAGUUCUGUGAAAAUUACGCCCGUGAACAACACUCACCAACAGACCUGUACAAAUUCAUCAGAGAGAAGAUCAGCCAUAAGAAAAAAAUAUUCUGAAUCUGUCUGGCUAGUGGCUACUGUCAGAUCCAGUACAGAAAAGUAGUCAAAAAAGUUAAGCAGUAUUAAAUAUGUAAAGCUCAACUCUGAAGGAUCUGAAUAACAGUAGCCUACUAAUUAACUUUCUUGCAUCAAGUAUAAGUAAACAACAGCAGAAUAAAACUGUAAUACUUUUAUUGAAUCAAUAUAAGAAUUUUGCCACUUAAUGUCAGCUUAUUGUUUUUUUAACAAUUACAAUGAAAUAAAACGAAACCAACGUGUCUUUUCAUUACAUGAACAUGUACAUACAUGGAGUAGCAAUUUAUCAUCCAUUGCACUUAUACUGUUUCAAACUUUUGUUUCUGUGCCAUAAACGCCA